Molecule: messenger RNA, 2294 nt
Organism: Quercus robur (English oak)
Lineage: Eukaryota; Viridiplantae; Streptophyta; Magnoliopsida; Fagales; Fagaceae
Product: pentatricopeptide repeat-containing protein At5g18950
Exons: 1
Coding region: 300-2108 (602 amino acids)
Molecular function (GO): protein binding
Source: RefSeq, a predicted model, not a curated record
AACGCCGUAUCCUUGCCUCUACUCUCUGGUCUCCUUCAUCUUCUGCAACAUCUUGUGCUUGUCCUAGACUUUCCAAAUUUUUGAGCUUUGAUGUGUUUUUUUUUAAGCUUCAAUGGUUUUAAAAGACUUAUUUUCAGUUCUGCAAAUCUGCGCUAAGCAUCAAAGUCCAUGAAUCCAGUAAGUACAAUUUGAAUUUUUUUCUUGUACUUGAUUCAAUCAUUUUCAACACUAUUAAUUAUAUGCAAAUACUUCAAUUUUAGUGAAAACCCAUUAAUGAGAAUCACAAAGAUUGAUACCUGAUGAUGGCUAGAGCUUCAUCAUCUAUCUUAAUUUUCAUUCGCCAAAACCCUCGUACCUGCCAAAACCCUAACACCCAGAUCCGAAAUCUCACUUUUGAAACCAAAGAUGGUGACUUUAAGCCGAACCCAAUUCAGGAACCAUCACAAAAAGCACAAAAUGACUUCAUAGAGAUUGCCAAAGAGGUUUCUAGGAUUACUCGAACAAAACCCAGAUGGGAGCAGACCUUGCUCUCUGAUUUUCCUUCAUUCAACUUCACUGAUCCACAGUUUUUCAAUGAGUUGAUAAGGAACCAAAACAAUGUGCUUCUGUCACUCCGUUUCUUUCACUGGCUAUGCUCUUGGAAUGGUUUUUCGCCUGACCCGUUGUCGUUGAAUGCGCUUUUUGAUGCGCUUGUGGAGGCUAAGGCCUGCAAUGCUGCCAAAAGUUUUAUUGAUUAUACAGGGUUUAAGCCCGAGCCGGCUUCUUUGGAGCUGUACAUUCAGUGUCUUUUUGAGGGUGGAUUGGUUGAGGAAGCAUUUGAUGUGUUUGAUAGAUUGAGAGGGGUUGGAGUUUGCCCAUCAAUUGCAACUUGGAAUUCGGCUUUGUUGGGUUGUCUUAAGGUUGGGAGGACUGAUCUUGUUUGGAAAUUGUAUAAAGAGAUGGUGGAAUCCAGUGUUGUGGCAAAAGUUGAUGUCGAGACUGUUGGGUAUCUUAUUCAAGCUUUUUGUGAAGAUAACAAAGUUUCAAAAGGUUAUGAACUUCUUCGGCAGGUUUUGGAAGACGGGUUAGACCCUGGGAAUGCUGCUUUUAAUGAUUUGAUAUCUGGGUUUUGUAAGGAGAGGCAAUAUAGUAAGGUAUCUGAGCUACUUCACACAAUGAUUGCAAAGAACAGAGAUCUGGAUAUUUUUACAUAUCAGGAAGUUAUCAAUGGGCUUUGCAAGCAACGGAAGCAGCUUGAGGCAUUUCGGGUUUUCAAUGAUCUUAAGGACAGAGGAUAUGCCCCAGAUAGGGUCAUGUAUACGACAAUGAUUCAUGGUCUUUGCAAGAUGGGAUGGCUUGGGGACGCUAGGAAGCUGUGGUUUGAGAUGAUUCAGAAGGGGUUUAUUCCAAAUGAAUACACAUACAGUGCACUGAUUCAUGGGUAUUUUAAGGUUGGUAAUCUUGAAGAGGCAAGGAAUCUGCACAAGGAGAUGUUUAAUAGAGGUUAUAGAGAAACGACGGUGAGUUACAACACAAUGAUUGCAGGGUUGUGUUUGAAUGGAAGGAUAAAUGAAGCUCAUGAGUUGUUUGAAGAAAUGCCUCGAAAGGGUGUUUUUUGUGAUGUGAUCACAUACAACACUCUGAUUCAAGGCUUUUGUAAGGAAGGGAAGAUUGUUGAGAGUACAAACCUAUUGAAAGAACUCCUUAUGCAGGGUUUGCAGCCAUCAACUUCCUCAUUUUCCCCCCUUAUUGAAAAGCUUUGUGAGGUGGGAGACAUUCAAGAAGCAAAAAAGUUGUGGGAUGAUAUGCAAAGUAGGGGUCUGCAACCAAUCGUCUGUACUCAUGAGCAUAUCAUCACUGGCUUAUGCAACCAAGGUUAUGCUGCAGAGGGAAUGGAUUGGUUAUUAGCAAUGCUGAAGUGUAAGCUUAAACCAAAGAAAGAAACUUUUGAGAGAUUGAUCCAAUGUCUCUCACAAAGUGAUAAGUGGGACGACAUUUUACUUGUAUUAGAUGUUAUGUUUAGGACAGGUUAUACACUUAGAGAAGGCAUAUGCCAUUCUUUGGUUAAUAAACUUUGCAAAGAGAAUUCCCAUUUUGUUAAAACACAUCUAGGGGAGAUUGUAGAAUAAAACUAAUGCAUCAGAGCUCCUUUGGAUACAUUGUUUGUAAUGUACUACCUCAUUCAUGAUUGAAUAUAUGGAGAGGAUCAGCUGGAGCUUUAGUAAUGUUGGUAAACAUCAACUUGAAGCAUUGUAUUUCAUGGUAAUUUGGUAUAUCAUAAAGAAUUGAUGACUAUGAUGAAGUUUAAGACUGAA